Molecule: messenger RNA, 4663 nt
Organism: Varanus komodoensis (Komodo dragon)
Lineage: Eukaryota; Metazoa; Chordata; Lepidosauria; Squamata; Varanidae
Gene: VEGFC
Product: vascular endothelial growth factor C
Exons: 7
Coding region: 836-2107 (423 amino acids)
Biological process (GO): positive regulation of angiogenesis; response to hypoxia; vascular endothelial growth factor signaling pathway
Cellular component (GO): membrane
Molecular function (GO): chemoattractant activity; growth factor activity; vascular endothelial growth factor receptor 3 binding
Source: RefSeq, a predicted model, not a curated record
GCGCGCCUGCGCGCCUCCCCUCUCACAUUUCCACGUCUCCUUGGAAAGGGUUUUUGCAAGGCGAGUGGCUACUUGUGGAAAAGUGCUACAGGAGGGAGGGAGGGAGGAGAGUUCUGAGGAAGGAAAGGCGGCGGUGGGGGAAAGGGAGCGACACACGACCCGGGCGCCUUCCGUCCUUUCCUCCCUUCCCCUCCCUUUCCUUCCCGGGCCAGCCACUCAGUCUCUCCGAGGUACAGGCAGAGGGCGCUUUAGCCAUGCCCGCCCCCUGCAGUUGCUGCUGCUGCUGCUGCCUCCGGUGCUCGUACUCAGCUCCACGCGCUGGAGAGGCUCCGGUUCCCUGGCCCCUGCUGUUGCCGCUGCCACUGACAGACAGCCGGAGAAGCGAGGAGGAGACCGAGCCACCCUACUGCCCCGCACCAGCUUCGUGCAUCCUUGGCAUAUAGCCCCCUGCGGGAGCUGGUACUGAAGAGGAAACCUCUCCCUCCACGCUCCUCCAAUUGGCUCGGGAGUUGCUUCGACCCCCCUUUGCUCCUGGGGGAGCCCGGUUCGGAUGUCCGGUUUCCUGGUGCCCUCUUUCUUUUUAACCUGACGGACCCCACGGAGCUUCGGGAGAAGGAGGACUGCUACCAGCCCACUAGCAAGCAAGCGCCGGGGCCAGUGGAGAGGAGGGGAGGGGAAUCGCUGCACCUUCCUUUUCUCCAUCCCGGAGAAGUUGGUGCUUCAGUGCUGCCAAGAGAGAGGGACUCGAACGGGGAGCCGCACCGCGUUGCUCGCGCGCUGUCUUCAGGGCUUCCACCUCCCCACCCCGCGGUCGCUCCCUGCCGCCCUUUGCACAAUGCACUUGCUGGGAUUAUUCUCUCUGGGUUGCUAUCUGGCUGCUGCUGCGGUGGUGCUGCUGGGAGCUCGUGAGCCUGCAACAGCCGCUGCCUAUGAAUCCGGGCAGGGCUACUAUGAGGAGGAGCCCGAUCUGGGGGAGGCGAAGCAGACUCAUGCAAGUAAAGAAUUGGAAGAACAGUUGCGGUCUGUUUCCAGUGUCGAUGAACUCAUGACAGUACUUUAUCCAGAAUACUGGAAAAUGUUCAAAUGUCAGUUGAGAAAAGGGAGCUGGCAACAUAAUAGGGAACAACCCAGCUUCGAUGCAAGAUCAGAGGAUUCAAAUCCAAUAAAAUUUGCUGCAGUACAUUACAAUGCAGAGAUCUUGAAAAGUAUUGAUAAUGAGUGGAGAAAAACUCAAUGCAUGCCACGUGAGGUAUGUGUAGAUGUGGGGAAGGAAUCUGGAGCAACAACAAACAUCUUCUUUAAACCUCCAUGUGUGUCCAUCUACAGAUGUGGAGGUUGCUGCAAUAGUGAAGGGCUGCAGUGCAUGAAUAUCAGCACAAGCUACAUCAGCAAAACGUUGUUUGAAAUAACCGUACCACUGUCUCAUGGCCCGAAACCUGUAACAAUCAGUUUCGCCAACCAUACAUCCUGCCGAUGCAUGUCCAAACUGGAUGUCUACAGACAAGUUCAUUCCAUCAUUAGACGUUCCUUGCCGGUGACACAAUCACAGUGUCAUGUGGCAAACAAAACUUGUCCAAGAAAUCAUAUUUGGAAUAAUCACAUUUGCAGAUGUCUCGCACACCACGACUUCAGUUUCUCUUCUUAUCCUGGGGAUAUUGACACAACUGAAGGAUACCAUGACAUCUGUGGACCUAAUAAGGAGCUUGAUGAAGAAACCUGUCAGUGUGUCUGCAAAGGGGGAGUAAGGCCUUCCAGCUGUGGACUCCACAAAGAAUUAGACAGAACAUCAUGCCAAUGUACAUGUAAAAAUAAACUGCUGCCUAGUUCAUGUGGACCCAACAAGAAUUUUGAUGAAGAAAAGUGCCAAUGUGUAUGUAAAAGAACAUGUCCUAAACAUCAGCCACUAAAUCCUGCAAAGUGCAUUUGUGAAUGUGUAGAAUCACCAAACAAAUGUUUCUUGAAAGGAAAAAGAUUUCACUACCAGACAUGCAGUUGCUACAGACCACCAUGUACAGUUCGAACGAAACGCUGUGAUCCUGGAUAUUAUUACAGUGAAGAGGUGUGUCGUUGUGUACCCACAUAUUGGAAAAGACCACUUAUCAAUUAGAGAAGAUACCAUCUGACAAUUUGGUGUACAUUUUUCCUGUUUAUUAUUUUAAGACUGCUAAUAUUUUGGAUUUACUGUGCAGAAGAUCCAAAAUCCUAAUUAUAGGAUUACCAGAAGCAGACUUACUUGUGCUCUGAGACACAUGGAAAGCAAAACUAGAGAAAACUGGGAUAUUUUUCAUUAUAAAGAACUCACUGAGGACUUGAUUUGCCAAUGACCAAACAGCCUAGGUGUUCUUCCUUGUGAUUUUUUUAAAAAAGAUAAUAACUAUAUAAUUUAUUUCCAUUAAAAAUAUUGUACUGCAUUCUUGUUUAUAGCAGUAACAAUUGUUAAAUCUCACUGUGAUCAAUAUUUUUAUAUCGUGCAAAGUAUGUUUUAAAUAAAAUGAAAUUGUAUUAUAUGCUUUUGAAGUGUUUGAUGCUGUUCAGAGUUAUAUCCUGUUACGUAAUCUAUAUAGCAGCAAUUCAUAAAAAUGGUAAUUGAAAGUAUCAUUCUGGGAUCCUGAACUAAGUUUCCUAUCUAAUAAAAAUAAAUAAUUAGCUAAUCAGAAGAAUACCUAAGGGAACAAUAUAUAUUGAUGUUAUUCAGCAUAUAAAGAAAUUAAGACUGUGGCCAAUAAAGCAAUUUAGCCUUACGCUAGACAGGAUGCAUAUGCCAUUGUCAUUGCCUCUAAGAACAAAAUUACUGGCCCUGGUGUGACAGGCCAAAUACACACACAAUGGACUCUGGCAGUGCAGAAUGGUAGUUUUAAAACAUCACAACCACACCCCUUCCAAAGAGGGCUAUACCUGUGCAAUCCACUCCUGUAGGAGCAGAACAUGUAACAUUUAAGAGCCCUGACAAUGAUGAAAGCAAAGAGAAAAUGGGUCAGUUUCUUUCCACAUACAAGCGCAUACUUCAACAAGAAAAACAUAACUCGGAGUCUAAGAGGAAGGAAUGUACUUAGUUCCCCGCUCCACUAUCCCAGCAGCCAAUCCUAAAAUCUUCCCCCUCCUUUUCUACAGCAGAUGCAAUUACACAAGUCACUGCACAUCCUCCACUGAACUAACGUACCAUGGGAAGGAAGGUGAGCCCUCUUUCGUGCCCUUCAGCUCAGUUCUGGGCUAGCUGAGCAGCUUGCUGCACAGCCAGUCCUGGAAACUCCCUGUUUCAGUAACAUCAAGAUUGGCUAAUGACAGAGCAUCUGUAGCACCACUCAUGUCAAAGACCACCCUCAGAAUCCUCCUAGCUGCACCACAGUUUUGCCCUGAGCUAGCCUCCAAUAAAUUUUCAGGACUUUGAGCUAGUCAUAUGGCCAGGUUUGGACAAUCCUAAGAAUUGUGUGUGCUGGGUGAGUGGCUCAUCAUUGCCUAAUUACCUUCAUGGCACACAGCUUGCUAUACCAUCUGAUCCUGGCAAAGCGAGGCUUUUAAAACCAUCUCAGAACCCUACAUCAAGUCAUGGGUUUGGGAAUGAUUUCAAAGUCAUGUCUCACACAUCUUACCAAGUUCAACAGCACAGCAAGCCAUGCACUACAAGGAUAAUUAGGCAAAUCAGAUGGUUUGCACCCUACAUGCACAGGUGCAGGGAAAAAAGGCCACGGUGGCUUUGCUUCCUCAUGAUUGUUUGAAUCCAACCAGGAUGUCACUCAAAAUCUAGUUCAUCCUAUAAAACUAUGGCCACUCAGUAGUAAACUGUACAGGUAAAACUUUUUCCAAAAAAGUCUCCACGCAUCUUCAAUGUUAUCCACAAUUGCUCUUAUUUUUGGGGACAGUGGGCUUCCCAAUUAACUUCACUAAAGGGGGAAGCUCUGCAUGUCAUUCCCACCCACCACUGAUAAAUAGGAAAGUCCAAGGUUGUAGGAGUUCCAUGCACAUGUGGAAGCUGUCAAUCAGAUAUAGGAGACUGUCAGUCAGAAUCAAGUGCUUAUACUUUCCUCUCUUGUGUGCUCUGGUAGCACCAUCUUUUUAUGUGGGACAUGUAUGAGAAGACUCCUUAACAACUGGUAUACAUAACUUUAUCACAGAGGUGCUUACAUCAUUCUCUUUUACAUAUUUUCUCCUCGUAGUUUCCUGAUUUUAGGAAUGGCUGCAAAAAAUCCAACAUUAUUUAAGGAUUAUUUAUUAUGUAAAGAUGUUUAAACCUUGUAAAGAUCACUGCAUAGCUCUACAGUUCACUCUUGCUGCAGUUUUCUGUUCUUGUUUUACUCUUUCUUGAAAUCACGUACUUGAAUAUUUGAAAUAUUUUGUCAGUUUCCUUUUGAUAAUACAUUUGCACACAUGAAUGCAGAUAACAUUUAUAUUUCUGGUUUGCUUCUUUGUACUGUUCCUUUAAAUCUUGCUACAUAAAUGUCUAUAAAUAGGAAGAUGUGGUUUUUAAAAUAUCCAUGGGAGCAUCUGAGACUUUACUGCUUUGGCAGGAAAUUAUUUUUCUAAAAUCUGUAAACUAUUGACAGCAAAAGUGGUUCUGCUACAGCUUUUGCCAAAGGGAAGAAAAUAAUCAGUUCUCAAAUUCCCAUUGUAGAGGGUCAGAUUAAUUUCUGUGAUCUUCCCUUAAUAAAUCUGUGCCCUAAUUCAA